This is a messenger RNA of Dendroctonus ponderosae (mountain pine beetle), 1534 nucleotides long. Its product is annotated as thioredoxin-related transmembrane protein 1. The transcript has 6 exons. The record is from RefSeq and is a predicted model, not a curated record. Bases 1 to 1326 code for a protein of 441 amino acids. NCBI's taxonomy places the organism in Eukaryota, Metazoa, Arthropoda, Insecta, Coleoptera, Curculionidae.
AUGCGAGCGUUUGCCUUAGCAGGAAAUGACGGUGUUCUGAACAAUCCGCAUUACAUAAAUAACCCAGCCAACUUUCUCUUGAAAUGUAUUGCUAAUGAGCCUCAAUUCUUAUUAUUGUUGUUGUUGAUUCCUGCCCAAUCAGCUGUUCGUCAUUGUCAAUUGUCUGGGACGGAUUCCUGGUUCGAAGAUCGGCAGAUAGUUCGGAAAAUCGCCUUUAAUGUCACAAGUGCAAGGGAGACAGCUCCAGCUUUGGUUGGGGGUUUCGAGCUUAUCGAUCAAGCUUGCUUCAGUUUUGACUUUGACAAGCCGCCAUCAAACAAUUCGACUCACCGUGUUUAUCAGGUUUUUGACCUUUUUGAGUUUUACGAUAAAUUGGGUGGCGAGUUUGACGUGGUUUUGCAGCUGGAACCCCGUUAUGUGUGCAAAGUAGACCAAUUAAUAUAUCUGGUUGACGCGAUUAGUUACCAAGGAAACACCGGCUUUGUAGUGACGACUUGUAAAACACACGUCAAUAACAUGGCCAGCAGAACGCGCUCGCUGACCUUUUUGCUAGUGUUUAGUGUUGUGCUUUGUGUACGGGGCCAAAAAGUGGUCGAACUGGGAGAGGAAAACUGGUCGCAGAUCCUCAAGGGCGAAUGGAUGGUGGCUUUUUAUGCCCCUUGGUGUCCGGCCUGCAAAGCUCUGGAGCCCCGCUGGAGUCAGUUUGGACGGUCUGGACCUGCCCUAGGCAUUAAAAUUGGGGCUGUGGAUGUUACCACUUCUCCUGGUCUGAGUGGGAGGUUUAUGGUCACUGCCUUACCCACUAUAUUCCAUGUGCUGGAUGGCCAGUUUCGACAGUACAAAGGAGCCAGAGAUGAGGAUUCGUUCAGCUUGUUCAUCGAGGAUAGGAAGUGGGAACAGGUGGAGCCAAUUUCCAGCUGGAAAGCACCGGACUCUCUGCAAAUGAGCGUGAUUGCGGCCUUUUUCAGGCUCUCCCAAUCCCUCAGACAAAUCCACAACAAAUUCACUAACGAGUACGGCUUACCAACAGUCGCCUCCUACUUGGUUUUUGCCGUGGCCACAAUCAUUCUAGGCGCCUGUCUGGGGCUGAUCCUCGUUUGCGUUAUCGACCUUCUGUUUCCCCAAAAAGCAUCGAUUGGCAAGCGCGUUGAAGGCAAAAAGGAUAAAGACAGCGAUAAUGAGCUGAACGACGAAGACAUUAAGGACGAUCUGGUUGACCAGGACUCUGAAGCCGACAGUCCUUCGACCGAGUCGGAAGGCAGUCAGGCAGGCGAUAAGGCGACUGGCAAGGCCAGAAAACGCAAAGCCAAGCGACUGGAUAUGUGAUAAAUGAGUUGAUAAAUCCACUGUAGGUUAUUAUGGGGGAACUAAACUGUUUUUCGUAGUCGAGGCCUUCGCCAGGCCUUGGCCCAAGUAACUGUUUCACUGAUUAGCUUUUUAAGGUUGUGCGAGUAGCGAGUUUUUUUUUAAGUUGCUCCAUCGAGAAAUUGCCUGUAAAUAUUAACAAAGUUUCAAUAAAGUCUAGAGUUUUUAA